Molecule: messenger RNA, 492 nt
Organism: Ectocarpus siliculosus
Lineage: Eukaryota; Phaeophyceae; Ectocarpales; Ectocarpaceae
Source: the annotation of a GenBank genome assembly
AUGCUACUGCCAUCACGUCAGGGGUACACGGCACUGUUGAUUGCCUGUCAGUGCGGCACGCUUGACCUGGCGGUCCUGCUGAUUGCCAACGGAGCGAACCUAAGCGCGGUGACGAACAGACGCAUGUCGGCGUUGCACCUUGCCGCCGAGGGAGGCGACGUCGACCUGGUCCGCAUGCUCCUCAUGGCCGGGGCGCCGCUCGAGACCAGAUCGAGCACCGGCGAUACUCCUCUAACCUUGGCCACUUACUUCGGGCACGUGGAGGCGGUGGAGAAGCUGCUGGCCAUGGGUGCCAACCCGAAUGCCAUCGACGAUGACGGCCACGUUGCGGGUCGUUGGUACGAUGAGGCGGUGGCAGAGGCGGUGAAGAAGCAGAUCAGCAAGACUCUACGAGCCGCGCGGAAGCAGAGGCAGGGUAGCUCGGUCGCCGUUGGCGAGGAACUGGAAAUGCCGGACGUGGAGCCGGACAGCUCCACCGGUCUCUUGGCCUGA